This is a messenger RNA of Peromyscus eremicus (cactus mouse), 1566 nucleotides long. Its product is annotated as schlafen family member 2-like. NCBI's taxonomy places the organism in Eukaryota, Metazoa, Chordata, Mammalia, Rodentia, Cricetidae. The transcript has 2 exons. The record is from RefSeq and is a predicted model, not a curated record. Bases 77 to 1204 code for a protein of 375 amino acids.
GUUCUCAAGUUUGCAGUAGGACACCAGAGCUGAGACAGAAGCAGUCUGCUCAACAGGGGGCUGACUGGGAGCAGGCAUGAGCCUUGCACUUCAAACAAAGCAGCUAGACAACCUCAGUGCUCAUGGGAAAGAAAUUCAGCUUGAAAUCGCAAAGGCUGCUGGAGGAAUGGCCAUCACUGUUGAUCUGGAAACAGACUGUGCUCAACUGGUUCUAGAUGUAGGAGCACUCACACUUGGGGAGAAGAAUAGAAAGAAAAUGAAGAGCCGUCAUCUCAGAAAACGGGAGAAUGAAAACAUCUCUCAAGCUGUGUGUGCUCUCCUCAACUCUGGAGGUGGGUUGAUCAAGGUUAAAAUUGAAAAUGAAGAUUAUAACCUCACCAGGGAUGGACUGGGACUGGAUUUGGAAGCCUCUCUUUGUAAAUGUCUGCCAUCUGUUAAUUGGCACCUAGACCUCACGGAGCAUGGAGGCUACCUUUAUAUCUUUGUAAAAUCGUGGAGCCUGGACGUCUUUGGGCUGCCGAUUGGCACGCUGAGAACCAAUUUGUACACCAGAAGCAUGUCAUCUUCGGUUGAAGUGAAUGCUGCUGCUGCUCUCCAGUUCCUCCAAGACCUGAAAGAAACUGGAGGGAGAUCCUGUGUGGGACCAGAGCUGCCUGAACACAGAGUCUGCCCUGGAGUAAAAGAAGAGAGUCACGUGGAGGACCUGGCUGCUGCAGUUUUUAACAAGACACAAUUUCAGCACCAGGAAGACUUCCCCUUCUCCAGAUCCACUUUUGUUGAAGUUACACUGCUUUCAGUGAAACAGCUGCAGAAGCGCAUUAAAGAGCUCAUGCCUCGACAUGUUUCUGCAUUUGCAAACACUGACGGGGGAUAUUUGUUCAUUGGUUUGGAUGGAAACAAACAGCAAAUCAUUGGUUUUGAAGCAGAGAAGAGCGAUCUUGAUCAUCUAGAGAGUGAAAUAGACAAAUGCAUCCAACAGCUGCCUGUCACUCACUUCUGUGAGGGGCAGGAGAAGAUAAAGUACACAUGCAAAUUCAUCCAGGUCCACAGACCUGGAGCUGUGUGUUCCUAUGUCUGUGCACUCAGAGUGGAGAGAUUCUGCUGUGCUGUGUUCGCUGCAGAGCCUGAUUCCUGGCAUGUUGAAGACAGCUGUGUGAAGAGGUUUACCACAGAAGAAUGGGUCAAGGGCCUGAUGGAUGGCUAACUAGGCUCUGGCACCAUUGGUGAAUGAGUUCACACAUGCCCACUGACUGGUCAUGUAUUAGCUGAUGCUCUCAAGGAACACCUGGAGCCUUCAACAAUGCCAUCCUUCUGGCCUGUCACAGCUGAAGCAUUUCAUGGCCACAAGUGGGUCAAGCCUGCCCAUCCCUGAAGCUAUCUAACUGGUGAAGAUUCCUCAGUAGAGGUCUGCUGUCAACCAACCAUUCCUUGCUGUGGACUUCAGUUGAGAAAAUAAAAGUCUUUCAUAGUUCAGGCUUUAGCCAAGUCUGCUGGACAUUUUUUUUUUCUUUUUUUUUGUUUAACUUUUUAUUGGUUCUUUGUAAAUUACACCCCAAUUCACAUCAU